AUGAUAGUCCUAGGCGAUGAGGUCGACUUACCUCCCUUUGCCUCGUCUCCGAGGUUCUCGAGCGCGUCGAGUACUUCAUCUUCCCACGUCCCAAGACCUUCAUCUCCCGUGUCCGCUCCUGAAGAUAUAGAUCCUCCAGCCAAGAAGCGCCGCCUAUCUCCCACUGCGCUCCAGAGCGACAAUAAACCCCCCUUUCAUUCCGCAUAUAUAGGAUCGUUUCUCGUCGGAAAUGCUUGGAGCACAGUUAAAGGCAAGGGCUAUAUCACAAAUGGAGACGAAAUUUGCGUCGAGCUCGACAAUGUUGAUGAAGCAUCGUCCAAGAUCCGCCUUCCUUCAAAUGGGAAGGGUGCUCAAGGGAAGAAGAAGCAGUUAUCUAUCGAUACCAUGUUCAAAGCGGCUCAACAGUCUAAGCCUGCCAAGAAGAAGCUAAGUUCUGUCGUUCAUUUAACGAAUAAGAAGGGAUUUGAAUUUGGCCGGCUCCCACAAGAUAUUGCGGUCUGGGUCGGCAAACUGCUUGAACUUAAGAUCAUUGACUUCCGAGGCAGCUUGAUGGUCGAGUGUCCUCAAGUCUUACAUUCCGGAGCAGAUCUCGUCGUUUCACUAUCUAUUUACAUCAAAGCCUCCGCAUUCAAACAACUUACAGUUUCGUCAGCAGAUGGUCCUAAAACAAUGUUUAAUCAAGGGCAGGAGACUGCAGAAGAGCAAGGCCUUCGCGAACGGAAAGGCUCAUUGAUGCGCCUAUUGGAUGCCGUGGGCUUAAAGCUUGUGAACGGAAACAACGCUUCCAAAAUUCGUCAGCAUGCUAAUGGUCAGCUGGGUGACGAUGACCUACGACAACUGACACAAGGCCACCGGAAGAACAACAAUUCUAAGGAACCUAAGUCUAAGGAUUCUGCCAAAACUGAUACUGCCGGAGACAGCAAGGAAGUCGAGGUGGAAGAGGAUGAGGACUUGGCUGACAACGAGCUCGAUCUCAUCUAUAAACGGCAAGUUUUCUCGUUCAUGUCCGCCCAUUCAAGGCUCAUGACUUCAUUCAGAGCACAACAGAAUGAUCAGGCUAUCGCGGAGAUGGAGCCGGCCGAUAGCUUCCAAUUCACCCUACGACCAUAUCAAAAGCAGGCGCUCUACUGGAUGCAUUCUCUUGAAAUGGGCCUGGUGUCUGCACGAGCAGCCGAUUCUAUGCACCCACUUUGGAGCGAGUAUCGCUUUCCACUCGAGACUGUUGAUGGAAUCACAGAUCUUGAGCAAGAAGAACAGCCGUUUUAUUUCAAUUCAUACUCGGGAGAAUUGAGUCUAGAAUUCCCUAAAGCUGAGCGUAGAUGCAGAGGCGGUAUUCUCGCGUGCGUUGUGGGCAUGGGUAAAACGAUCAUGAUAUCGUCCCUUAUUCAUACGAAUCCUGGCCCUGACGCACUCCCUACGCCUUCCCAACCCAAUGCCAAAUUAUCUGGCAAACGUCAAGUCCGACUGGACCAUGCCUUUCAAUCUAUCUCAGUGAAGUCUGGGUCCUCAAGGGGACCAUGUGCGACACUGAUUGCUGCCCCAACGUCGCUUUUGGCGCAAUGGGCAGAGGAACUCCAACGAUGUAGCAAACCCGGCACAGUCAAAACCUUCGUCUGGCACGGCCAGAAUCGCACAGACAUUGAUGCCGCGAUCGACGACGAUACCGAAGGCGUGAUGAAUGUUGUCAUCACUUCAUAUGGCACGCUAGCUUCUGAACACGCGAAGGUGGAGAAAUCAGGGAACAAAGCGUCGCCGAUAUAUAAAACGGAGUGGCUUCGCGUCGUGAUAGACGAAGCCCAUCAUUGUAAGUCGCGCUUGAGCAAGACAGCGAAGGCGGUCUAUGCGCUGCAUGCAAGACGUCGCUGGGCUGUCACUGGAACACCGAUCGUCAAUCGACUAGAGGACCUUUUCUCGCUGCUAAAAUUCCUCGACUUCUCCCCGUGGUCCGACUACACGUUUUUCCGCUCGUUCAUCACAUUACCUUUCUUGGCACAUGACCCGAAGGCCAUUGAAAUCGUUCAAGUGAUCCUGGAAAGUGUGUUGUUGCGGCGCGAGAAGAAUAUGCGAGAUAGUGAUGGCAAGCGGAUUGUGGAGUUGCCUGCGAAGGAGGUAACGGUCGAUAUGUUGCCAUUUUCAACGGCAGAGAGGAUGAUCUAUGAUUCAAUAUAUGAUAAGGCGAAGAAGAAUUUUGAUCAACUUAACGCCAAAGGUCUUGUCAACAAGAAUUAUACACACAUCUUAGCCAUGUUGAUGCGGCUGCGUCGAGCUGUGCUCCACCCCAACCUAGUUGCUGAAGAUAGCAACGCGGAGUUGUUGAGCGACAACAAAGCUAUUGACAUUGACUCUAUGAUUAAACAAUUCUCACAGGCCCAAAACGCAGCUGGAGACAGUGCUAGCGGGAGUGGAAAUACGUAUGCAGAGGACGUACUGACGAAUUUGAGCAAUAAUGCUGGUCUAGAAGCAAAGGAAUGUCCUAUUUGUAUGGAUGUUAUGGAAGUACCCAUGAUGUUUCCUGAUUGCAUGCAUCCUUGUUGCAAAGAUUGUGCGACCGGCUUCUUGGAGUCAUGCUUAAUCCGAGGUGAAGAUGGCCGGUGUCCGACGUGCAAUCGAGGGCCUGUGAAGGAGAAUGAACUUCUCGAGGUGUUUCGCCCACGGAAACAUGAACCCACUAGCUCUUCGCCUCUGCGUUCGCAGAGCGCCCUGCCUGAGGUGAUUCUGCGGCGCAAUGACUUUCGGUCCUCGACAAAGCUCGAUGCACUCAUCCAGAACCUUCGUCGCUUGCAAGAUCAGGACCCUUGCUUCCGUGCAGUUGUCUUUUCACAGUUUACAUCUUUUCUAGACCUCAUUCAGGUCGCCCUGGAGCGCGAGGACCUUGCCUGGUUCAGAUUUGAUGGAUCGAUGGAUGUGAAGAAGCGGACUCAUGCAGUAGCAGAAUUCAAAGAGCCUUCGAGGAGACCAAAGGUCCUGAUUAUCAGUCUGAAGGCAGGCGGUGUGGGAUUGAAUCUGACGACGGCUAAUCAUGUAUUCAUGAUGGAUUGUUGGUGGAACGCAGCGACUGAGAGUCAAGCAAUCGAUCGCGUUCACCGAAUAGGCCAAGAAAAAACUGUCUACGUGAAACAUUUCAUUAUUGAAGAUACGAUUGAAGGAAGAAUUCUUGAGAUACAGAAAAGAAAGACAGCGCUCGUGAGGGAGGCGUUUCGAGGCACUAAAGGGUCGGAUGGAGCAGACCCGGAGAGUCUGGAGAACUUGAAGAUCAUGUUUGGUGCUUAG
Molecule: messenger RNA, 3270 nt
Organism: Heterobasidion irregulare TC 32-1
Lineage: Eukaryota; Fungi; Basidiomycota; Agaricomycetes; Russulales; Bondarzewiaceae
Exons: 18
Coding region: 1-3270 (1089 amino acids)
Molecular function (GO): zinc ion binding; nucleic acid binding; ATP binding
Source: RefSeq, a predicted model, not a curated record